Messenger RNA from Babesia ovata, 3387 nucleotides. RefSeq lists its product as uncharacterized. NCBI's taxonomy places the organism in Eukaryota, Apicomplexa, Aconoidasida, Piroplasmida, Babesiidae. The coding region runs from base 1 to 3387 and encodes 1128 amino acids. The transcript has a single exon. The record is from RefSeq and is a predicted model, not a curated record.
AUGGGUUCGCACAGAGUUAACGACGGUUUCGGGGACGCGGUGGACAAUCUGAUGAUGGCCGCCGAUAUUGAGAGCCGCGGCUGCCAGCUCGUUUCGCCGCCUCGCAGCGUCUCUUCCGACAGUGACCAUAUCAGCGAGAUGCAGAAGCUGAAGACUCUGCUCGCGUCACCUGCCGCUGCGAUGCCAGGGGAUAUGAUCGGAGUAGACCCCUUGGCACGUUCUGGCUCUGAACAUGGCAAGCACAUCUCUGCCGAAUCCCCUGGAGCGGCGGUGUCAGGAAACCGCGAAGGCGUCGAGUUCCUGGCAAAGCAGUUGAUGCAUAGUAAAGGAUCGGGUGCCGCAUCGCCGGCUCCAUCCAACAUGUCCCACCGUUCGGAUAUAUCCCCGGCGCUGCUGAAGAACGGUGAGGGCGCCAACGUGCUCAAGCAUGCGGAGGCCGUGAUCGAGUACCAACGUGAACGUAUAAGUGCGCUGGAGUCGGCGGUGGAGAAGUUCAACCAGGCGCUAGCGCAUACGAACAACAUGCACAAGAAUGAGCUUCAGCGGCAAAUCGACGAGAAUUUGGCGUUGCGCCAGGAGAUGCAGAAGGUGGUCACCGAGUUCGAGGUGCUGUCACAGCGGUACCAGAUGGACAUGAGCGAGACUGAGCAGCUGAAGAAAAAGGUGAACAUUUUCACUCACGACCUAGCAAAACGAGAAGACGAAUUGGCCCGUAUGCAGGAGCAGAUGCACCAGCUCCCGUUGGACAACAACGAACUUAAGGCGAAGAACCGCAUGUUGUCGAAGGAAAUCGACAGGUUGAACCGCGAAAUUCGCGGUCUUAACCUUCUGGAUGCGAAGAUCAACGCAAAGCCCGGCGCGUCGGCGAUUGCUGGCGCUACUGUGGCGUGCGCCGCGCAGCACGAUAAACUGAAGGCUAGCACCAAAUGUAUAGCGCAGCUCGAGAACGACCUACAGUCGUACAAACGCCUCACUGAAUCGCAGAGUAUGGACAUAAAGCGCCUACAUCACCAGCUUGACAAGCUACAAAAAGAGGCGAAGCCAAACAACUACCUGGUGUCGGCACAGCGACAGAUGUUACAGAUCAGGUCCGUGUUCGUGCAGCUGGCCAAGCAGUCCACGCAACCCAAACCAGCCACAUCGCCGAUCAGCGUCGACGAGGACUUGAACAACCGAUCGUUUUACGCGGCAUACAACAUGAAGGCAUCGGCAGAGUUCCGCGAGAUGUACGACAAGCUGCUGGAUGUGGUCAAUCGCAACAUGUCGAAGAACGUUAGUGACGGAGGUUUUUACACCAUGCCGGUGUAUUACAGCUGCGACUCCGUAAAUGGGCAACUUCACGUUAAGGUCGAAGAGUCACUUCUGAUUUUCAGCCGGGAGGAUGAGGACCAAGUGACCGAGGUUGUGCGGAUCCCGUUGAGCAUGGUGAUGGGAGUGAAGAAGGUGGCGGAGACGAACGAGUUCUACAUCCACACCAACGAUUCGUCCGUGCACAUAAUUCGUGCGGAUAGCAGGGAUAUAUACAACCGGUUGUACUACGCGCUGCAGUACGCCGGUUUCAUCAACGAGCAUGUGAAGUUUUCUAUUUUCUCCAAGGUUGACUUCAAUUGGGUCCCUACAGACUGCAGCUGGCCACUGAACAGCGCUGUGGUCAUGGUUGCAGAGUCGGGAUACAAGGGUCCCUCUCCGAUGAGCAUGGAGCAUGUUAGGAGGGCGCUGGCUGAGGUGUACGUGAUCACCGAUCCCACCGAGAGGCUGAUGACAAUCGACCAGAAUUCGAACUCGCUCGUGGUUACAGGCCCGCAGAUGUCAGCGACGCCGUUCAUCGUCCCCUGCGACGAUGUCUUCCUCGUGCGUCUCUGUGACCCUGCUCAUAUUGACUGCGACGACUUCGUACCUGCGGACCCUCCCAUUGCGACCCUCGCCAAUGGUACGCAAACAACCUCCUACUUCGUCCAUUCUAGCCACGUGUUUGCGUUCGUGGCGAUUGGAAGCCGUAUCCUCUUCGUGAAGGGCGCCACAGCGAAUGACGAGAGGCGUCUCUUGUCGCUUCUACGCAAGGGCGAAUACCGGAAGCCCGUGGAGUCUUCCGAGUACGUCGUCGACACGCCUGCGGGUAUUACUUCGCGUAAAUCCUCGCAUGUGGAGCAGCCCAUUACUCUAAACGCGCCCUCCUUCGUCAUCCGUUCGCGGGACACCGUGGAAAUGCCAUCGGCUCCAAUGACCGAGAGCAUGGCGCCGAAGGUCUACGAGUUCGUGGAAGGCAAGCUGUACCUGUACACGCAACAGGAUGAGCACACCGUGCUUGAAAAGGACAAAGGCUUCUACCGAGUCAAUGAGGAGACACGCGAGGUAGCGCUGUCGUCAGGUUCUUCGGAAACCUACGUCUUGAGCUUCCCGAACGACGAGGUACUGAACGAAUUCACCCGCGAACUAGAGUCCCACGGAUUCAACCAACCGAACGUGGCUGAGGUGCACCAGCAGGUCUGCAUUGUGACGGCGGGCUGCUUGCGGUUGUUUAAGGACUCCCAGGAUGCCCCCAUAGUGACCUUUGACAACCAGGACACCGAAGUUGCUAUUAACGAGGAACGCCGUGAGAUUAAGAUAACGAACGCGAAGGACAAGAGCCUGAAGAUGACGUUGGACUGCACAAGUCCUGCCGAGUUCCGUCGUUGGAAGUUUGCAUUGGGAUUCGCCGGGUUUAUUAAGGGCUCUGCCAAAGCUCGUACAGGUGACGCGCUCAAAAAGUAUAUCUUCCCGAUCAAGAUUUUCGACGACGAAAUCCGCUCAGAGCGGCGCGCUUUCCAGGUCGAGCCGAAUCGCAUUUGCCUGUACGUCAACCCUACGAUCACAACGCCCUUCCUGGUAUUCGACAAGUCCAAGUCAUCUCUUGAGCUAUUCGAUCAGGAGCGCCGUUUGCGCCUCUACGUGAACCGCAACACCAAGAUGGAGGAGCGUUUCGACUUCGGCAUGGCCAUGCUCACUGACUAUCAGUCGCUGAAGUUGUCGCUACGUGAAAACGGCUAUGUCACGGAGCCGAUGAAGGGCAAGGUCACUCGGUAUCACUUCGUGAUAUCGAAGCCAGGAUUAAUCGCAAUUCAUCGCACCAAGUUCGAAGCCGACCCGCAACUGGUGCUGGAGCGCAAGCUCUACACCGCCGAGGUCACCAACAUGUGCAUCAAGUUCGUAACCAAGAGUGACCCGAACAAGAACAUCACCAUUGUGUUCAAGAAGGAGUUCAACUUCAAGCGCUGGCUGAUGGCGUUGAAGGUGGCGGGCUACCUGCCACUGACCCCGGAGACGGUGCCGGUUCUCUACCUGCCCACGAUUGUCUACGGUCACAUUUGUGCCGAGAUACCCGCGCUGUUAAAGGGCCAUCUAAAGUGA